This is a messenger RNA of Anguilla rostrata (American eel), 4761 nucleotides long. RefSeq names its product sorting nexin 16 (gene snx16). Bases 321 to 1382 code for a protein of 353 amino acids. Gene Ontology annotation, biological process: endosome to lysosome transport; protein targeting to lysosome; early endosome to late endosome transport. Gene Ontology annotation, cellular component: late endosome; extrinsic component of endosome membrane; early endosome. The transcript has 8 exons. Gene Ontology annotation, molecular function: phosphatidylinositol binding. The record is from RefSeq and is a predicted model, not a curated record. Lineage: Eukaryota; Metazoa; Chordata; Actinopteri; Anguilliformes; Anguillidae.
CGUACGGACGUCGUAGUUGGUUUUAUAUUAGUGGGUGAGAUGGCAGAGUGUGUGGAAGGAUGAGGAGGCGCAAAUUGAUAUUAGAGAGGCUAAACAAUUAAAUUGCAGUCAUUGAUGGUGGGAGGAAAAAGUGACCGACGGUUGGUGAUGAAACACAAGAACUCAGUGGACUACAGGAGAAAAACCAGGUGGUUUCUGGCUCAGGGCUCCAGAGAGCACGGAGUAGCUUCAGUCUCCAGUGCGCCCCCCUAUGGUGACGGGCAGUCCUGCAGGGCCCCAUCGUGUUAAGGCCGGGCGGAGGAAGAGCUGGGACGGGACAGAUGGCCACGCCCUUUGUGCCCGUGGCUGUGCCUGUGGGACGAUUGUUGCCGGGGGGCGGCGGUGGACCCCGUGCCGACCGGACUCCGUCCUUGGGCAGCAUCUCCAAUAGCUCAGGCUCCUCCUCCUCCAAGGGCCCUGGGGAUGAGGGGGCGGGGCCCAGGGGUGGGGAGGGCGUGGCGUGCCGGACCCCGCCCCAUCAGUGCCAGAGCCCCAUGACUCGGGCUCGCCUCAACGGGGCCGACUGCUCCAUGGAGUACUCCAGCUGCCCGCGUUACCAUGGGGACGGAGGCGGCGAUGGUGGCCAUGGCAACGACGAGGACUUGCCAGGGUGUGAUUGGGAAGGCCGGCCCCUCACCCCGACCGUUCUGGGGUAUGAGGUGAUGGAGGAGCGUGCCAAGUUUACCGUAUAUAAAAUCCUGGUCAAGAAGACACAGGAGGAGAGUUGGGUGGUGUUCCGGAGGUACACAGACUUCUCCAGGAUGAACGACAAGCUGAAGGAGAUGUUUCCUGGGUUCCGCUUGUCACUUCCUCCCAAACGCUGGUUUAAGGACAACUACGACAGCGACUUCCUGGAGGACCGACAGCUCGGCCUGCAGGUCUUCCUGCAGAACAUGGUGGCGCACAAGGACAUCGCUAACUGCGUGGCCGUGCGAGAGUUCUUGUGUCUGGACGACCCACCGGGUCCUUUCGACAGCUUGGAGGAGAGCCGGGCGUUCUGUGAGACUCUAGAGGAGUGUAAUUACAGGUUGCAGAAGGAGCUGUGUGAGAAACAGAAGGAGAUCGCCUCUCUCAAGAGACAGCUGGAGGAGAAACAGCUCCAUAUCCAAGUGCUGGAGAAGAGGCUCAGCGGGGCCGCUCUGACAGGGCCGGGCAGUGAGAGCAGUGUGGAGGCUGACGCUGAUGGAGACGUGGAGUCAUCGGCAGCGGAGGCCGACCAGGAGAUGGGCGAAGAGAGCAGCAGCAGUGAGACUCCCUCCUCCAGGCACUCCUGCUGGUGUGGACCCCCCCUGGGCAGCUCCCCACCGGUCAUGCAAGUGUCUGAGUCCCUGCUGGAGCCCUGACCUGGGGAGAGAUGCUCCCCCCCCCCCCGUCUUUCUCUCUCUCUCUGUCUAUGUCUCUGCCUCUCUCUCUCUCCGUGUCUCUCUUUUGGUCUCUCCCUCCCUCCCCCUGUCCCAGGUCAGCCCAGCGCUCUCAGACCUCCUUCGGUUGGACUCCUCUGGGCGGGAGCUGUCAGUCAGAGGCCCGCUCCUCCCCCCGCCCCCAAGCCUGUGUGCGCCGUGUAAAAAGCGUUCUGCACCCCCGGCCCCCUAAAUCUGUCUGCGUGGGACUGGCCCCCGCCGCAAGGCGGGAUGAGCCACGGCGAUGGGGUCGCCAUGGAGAUCAGGCGACACCACCUCCCGUAACCGUGACGAUCGGCGCUGGCCGCGCUCAGGAGAGGACCCCGGCUCACCUGUCGCUCAUAACGCGGUGGGGGAGGGGCGGAGGGUGCCGGAAUGAUCUUUUCGCCACGGCAACCAAACGGCAGCCUGGCUUCCCUGCGGUGAGGAAGAAGCCGGGCCUCCCAAGAUGGCCGCCUCUCUGCUUUCAGAUUUCAUUUCUCCUCCUCGGUGAAGGAGGAAACGAACAGAGUGCCCUGUCGGAUUGGGCUCGCUAACGGAGUUAACGCUAACGGAGCUACGGAGGGACAGAGUUCCACCGGGGUGGAGCGGACCCUAAAACCCAGCGCAGAGUUCCACCCGGGUCGGACGGACCCUAAAACCCAGCGCAGAGUUCCACCGGGGUGGAGCGGACCCUAAAACCCAGCGCAGAGUUCCUCCAGGGGUCGGACGAACGGAGGCAUUCGCGGUUCAUAGCACUCCUCCUACUGCUAGUUUUUGCGUAGAUGAUCUCACUUACCCGUUCGCUGUGACGGCGUACUGAGAUUGUGAGCGUAGCUAUUAUGUAGCUAUAAUUAUAAUGUGAUAUUUAAGCCAUGGGAACCUGCAGGAGUCUGGUACAUUUACAGGAUAUUAGACUGCAAAGACUUGCGUCUGCUUCCUGACUGCACGGCGUUGGCAGUCGAGGCCUGUUAAUGGUCAUACUAACAAGGCUCUGUAGCGUGAUUGGCUGGGCGGGACGUGUAGGCUUUUUUUUGCGUUUUUUUUUCAUUUUACGAUUUGAAUAUUCUGAAUAACAGGUUCAAAUAACUGCAUUUAAUCCGGGUAUCCCCCCCCCCAACUCAUUGUGUGAAUCAGAUACACUGUAAUUUAGCGACUUAAUUGGAUCAGUUGCUAGGUGUAGUUAGAUGUGAUUAUGGUCUAUAUAGGGUGGUGGGGGGGGGGGGGGGGUCAGAGCAGUCCCAUCCACAGAUUUAGCGGGUGACCUUGUAUCGCCACUCGGUCCAGUGCGUUGUGCGCUCCUGCGUUUGUGUGAGACUGAAUGCCAAGCACUACACAGAGCUGUGGCUUUUACGCCGAUUGUGUUUUUAAUCUGCAAUGUCACUUAAAGCCAAACAGGCAUGAUACAAGUUUUAUGCACGUGUGUGUGCAUGCGCGCUCGUCUCAGCAUGUGUCUGUGCGCACGCGUGUGUGUACGCGCACGCGUGCGUGCUUGUCACGGUUUGGGUCUGUGCUCGUGUGUGUGUGUGUGUGUGUGUGUGUGUAUUUUCGGAUCCAAGCUGAGAAGCGCUGAGUCACAUCGGCAGGUGAGUGGCUGAGCUGCGUCACAUUAUGCACUUUAACCCCCCCCCCGGGUGGGGUUCAGCCCCCCUGGGGGAACACGGGUGGGGUUCAGCCCCCCCUGGGGGAACACGGGUGGGGUUCGUCCUGUUUUUGGAUUCGCGUCAGUCCCAUUAGAGCGGGGUGCCUUUAUUUACCUCGUACCCGCCAUCACACGCUGUCUCUCCAGGCGCGUGCGUCCUGCGCGCGUGUGUGGGCGCGCGUCGCGUCCUGCGCGCGUGUGUGUGGGCGCGCGUGCGUCCUGCGCGCGUGCGUCCUGCGCGCGUGUGUGGGUUUCAAAGUGCCUCGUCUUCUCCUUGCUUUGUGAGUUCCAGGCUUUGGCUCGUUCACUUUUAGCAGAAUAGGCUCACCGAAAAGUUUGCCGUGCGACUGCUUUUGGAUCUCACGAGAUGUAAAAUCCUGCUUGAAAAUUAUAUGGAGGGGGACAGUUAUAACACUAUACAUUGAGAUACUAAGUUCUUUUUUUUUCCUGAAGUACUUUAGCCUUUUAACAUUUCGGCGCAUUUGCAGAGCCACGUGAAGGUUAUGACCUCUUACUGUGUAGCUUUGAAAAGCGGAUUAAUGAUUGGUGAUAGUGCGGCGUCAUCGCCAUAGCAACGAUCAUAGCAGCAACUCAGAUAGCUGUUCAAAUACGGUGUGAAAUUGCUUUGGUAGACGGGUAUAAAGACUUAAGUACAGGCCACAUUAAAUGAUGUACUUCAUUUCACAUAUAAUUGGUAUUUGUCACCCUUGCUAACUUGCUUUAUUAACUGAUACAAUGUUUGUUGCCAAGCGAUAAUUUGUUUGGCUACAUUAUCCUGACUUGUUAACUAGCUAGCUGUUUGGUACACAGUUAUGGAAUACAAAAAAAAAUGUAUAAAAAUGAAAUCUGUUGUGAUUGCAGUGGAGCACAAUUGGGAGUUGUGAGAAGCCCGAACCGUUUGAUUGGUCAGAGGCGUUCCUCUGAACCAAUCAUAUUGCUUCAGUGAAUAAGGCAACAGUUGAAGCUUUUCCCCCCGAUUGCUUUGUCUUUAAUAACUGCCUUUUCAGUUUAAUGACUGCCUUGGCUAAGAUCCGCUUGGCUGCUGAACUAUUAGAUGUGGUCCCCUUUUUGGCCCUGUUACCAACAGAUUAAAAUUGUCAAGUAAUGUCGUUGUGUCUCAAACUUAAAUAUUUAAAACUAAGCCCACCUCAAACACUACAAAACGUGAGUUUUCUUUUUUUGUUUUUUGUUUUUUUAUGAAUGAAGUGGCUGCAGAUAUUUCUGCCUUCUCGCUGUUUCAGGCAGUAGCUGUGAAUUACUGCGUUUUCACUUGGAAUAUUCAGCAAAAGUUUUUUGGUUUUUUUUUUGUCUUAAUAACAAGCUUUCGAAAACUGAUCCAAUUGAUGAAUUCCUGGUCUUGUGGUAUAUACAUAUAGACUUUGUUUUCUCCACACGUUAUGAAUUUUUCCCACAUCAUGUUAUGAAGAGCAAGGCAGUGCUUAGUCCACACUCAGAUGAUCUGUAGACACUUCUUCUCCAGUUUUUUUCUGGAGGUAGGGGUAAGAUACCUUUUGCAUGGAAAUACUGGUAAACUGUAUUCAGGAACUUAAUAUAUAUGUAUAGGCUUUAAUAAUUAUUUGUACUGAAUCAUUUUUAAAAACAUUAAUAGCAACAAAUCGUAUGCAGUACCAAUGCAUUUCACCAUUUACACUGGGUUUUUUCUCAUCUGUUAAAAAGAUAAUAAAUAUUUUUGACGAAAAA